This is a messenger RNA of Zootoca vivipara (common lizard), 3134 nucleotides long. RefSeq names its product MYCN proto-oncogene, bHLH transcription factor (gene MYCN). The record is from RefSeq and is a predicted model, not a curated record. Gene Ontology annotation, molecular function: DNA-binding transcription factor activity; protein dimerization activity. Gene Ontology annotation, biological process: regulation of DNA-templated transcription. Lineage: Eukaryota; Metazoa; Chordata; Lepidosauria; Squamata; Lacertidae.
UUUUUUCUUUUUCUUUGGUGGAAACCUAUUGCAGACUUUUACAUGCCUGGGCUGGCGCGAUCCUGCUUUUUGCGCGCAGGAUGGAGAGGUGCGCUUCGGUACCUGUGUUGUCCGUGUUGAAAUCUGCCUGCCAACCACCCUGCCUGCCCACAAUCAGUGUGGCGCAAAAAACUUCCUGUCGCCUAUAUUGAGAGGCUUUCCUGGUGCGUGUGUGUUGGUGUGUAUGAAUGAAUUUCAUUCUGUUGCAUAAUACUGCUGCUGCUUUGGGAGACUUCCUAUUUCGCCUUCCUACUCCCCUCUCUGCGUGUGGGUUUAUGGAAGCGCGCUUGGGAGUGAACGGAAUGGCAAUUUGCAAAGUAGCGCCGAGCGCCUCUCCCCUCCCUCCCUCUCCUCCUCCACGCCCCCCCCCAACAUCCGUCGUUCUCCUUUUCCCUCUCUCUGCAUAGCCUGCAGAUGACAAAAGAGGGCAGAAACUUCCUCUUACUUUGCUCGAAUAUCCAGAGGGUGGGUGGGUUCUCUUCCCCCCCCCCCCGUGCUGGAUGAAUUUCUCUCUGCAUCUGUGAACAUUUCCUCCCCGGAUUGAAGGGGGGUGCGCCCCAAGGAGCAGACUUGAGAGACAGCAUGCAGUUGAAGACAAGCCUUGUACAUUCAUAUAGCCCUGCUAAGAUUUUCCUGCUGUUUCCCUACAGAAGUCUGUGAUCCUGCCUAGAAAGGCGGUGGGGGGGGCACCUCCUUUCACACCAAGUGGGGAAAAACAAAACACAAGAUUUCUUCUCGGAAGGAAAGUACGCAGAGAUGCCAGGGAUGGUCAGUAAAAACCCAGACCUCGAAUUCGACUCCCUGCAGCCUUGCUUCUACCCGGACGAAGAUGAUUUUUAUUUGUGCGGUCCUGACUCUGCUCCCCCGGGAGAGGACAUCUGGAAAAAGUUUGAGCUACUGCCAACACCUCCCUUGUCCCCCAGCCCGGCAGGUCUGCAAGAAAACCCCCCCGGGGGAGCCCCCGUUUCAAGUUGGGGCGGGGCGGGGACUCUAGGGGGGUUCCGAACCGGCGACCCUCUGGACUGGGCUUCGGAAUUGCUGCUGUUGCCCCCGGAAGCGGACCUGUGGGGCGGCGGUGACGACGGAGGGGACUCCUUCGAGACCGGCCUGGGGGAGAACAGCAACCUGAACGCCAUCAUUAUCCAGGACUGCAUGUGGAGCGGCUUUUCCGCCAGCGAGAAGCUGGAGAGGGCAGCGGCCAACGAGAAGCCGCAGAGCAAAGGAGGAACAGCUGUCGCGCCUGCCGCAGCUGGGUCUACAGCCCUCUCUGCUGCCGCCGCUGCUGCAACCACCACCGCCGUCGCCAGCAGCUCUGGGAACAAUGGCAGCAGCAGCCAGGCGCAGCUCAACAACUCUGUAUCGGAGUGCGUGGAUCCAGCCGUGGUUUUCCCCUUCCCGAUGACCAAGAGGGAGCCGGCAGCUCCUGCUGCAGCGGCUGGGAUCCGGGUGAACCUUGGCAGCGAGGCGGUUCCAGGGGUGGCAGCUCCUGCUCAGCACAGCGGCUGCCACCCAAGCGCAGCCAGUGACAGCCGGACCGGCAGCAGCUCUGGCGAUGACACGCUCAGCGAUUCCGAUGAAGAUGACGAAGAAGAGGAGGAGGACGAGGAAAUUGACGUGGUCACCGUGGAAAAGAGGCGGUCCUCAUCCUACAAGGCUGUGACCACCCUCACGAUUGCGAUGCGCCCCAAAAACACCACCUCUUUUGCCUCCGUGAGAACUCAGCCAAACGAAGUCAUCCUAAAGCGCUGUGCUCCUAUUCACCAGCAGCAUAAUUACGCCGCGCCUUCGCCUUACAUCGAAAGCGAGGAGGUGCCGCCCCAGAAAAAGCUAAAAACUGAGCUUCCCCGUCCCGUCAAAGCCAUGACCCAACAUAAGGCCAAGAGCUCCAGUCCUCGAAGCUCCGAUUCGGAAGACAGCGAGCGCCGGCGUAACCACAACAUCUUGGAGCGCCAGCGGCGCAACGACCUGAGGUCGAGUUUCCUCACGCUAAGGGACCAUGUGCCGGAACUGGCGAAAAACGAGAAAGCGGCAAAAGUCGUCAUCUUGAAAAAAGCCACCGAGUACGUUCAUUCGCUGCACGCCGAGGAGCACAAGCUGUUGCUAGAAAAGGAAAAACUGCAAGUCAGACAACAGCAGCUGAUGAAAAAAUUGGAGCACAUGCAGACUUGCUAAGAACAAAAAAACAAAAAAGAGAUAUUAAAAAAAAAGUAACAGCGUUGGUUUUUUUGUUUUUUGUCUGAUCUGGACAGCCACUGCCACUUUGCACAUUUUUGAUUCCUUAAAGAGAGUUAUGUUUUUUGACGUUAAGAAUGUUGGUUUUACUUUCAAUCCAGUCUCCGAAUUGGAAGAGACUGCCAAACCGUGAUGGGGGAUGCCUUUUGUAUUUCCUCUUAGAACUGUAUACGUUCUUUAUAAACGUUGUGAGCCUUUGGAUCUGCUUAUGACAUCCAGUUGAGUUUGGAAAUAUUCAUUCCUUUUUAAAUGGUGCUUCUGUUCUACCAGGUGUUAUGGGGCAAAACCAUUUUGUACCCUGGGGCGGGGGGGGGGGGAGGCGGGGAGAGAGUGGGGAACAAGCCACACCUCUGUAAAUAAAAUACACACCCACACUUGCCUUUUGUACAUGUCUUGGGUUAUGAGAGGUGACUUUUUGCUACCAAUAUUAGACUGGAAGUUCAUACCUAAGUACUGUAAUACCUCAAUGUUUGAGGAGCAUGUUUUUGUAUGCAAAUAUAUUGUUAAUCUCUGUUAUGUACUGUACUAAUUCUUACACUGCCUGUAUACUUUAGUAUGACGCUGAUACAUAACUAAAAUUUGAUACUUAUAUUUUCGUAUGAAAAUGGUUGUGGAAAGUUUUGAGUAGAUAUUACUUUAUCACUUUUUUGAACUAAGAAAACUUUUGUAAAGAAAAUUUACUAUAUAUGCCUUUUUUCCUAGCCUGUUUCUUCCAGUUAAUGUAUUUGUUAAUGUUUGUUGCAUAGAACUGGGUAAUUGCAAAGUUCUGUGUUUAAUUUCUUCCAACGAUGUACAUUUAGUGCUGCAUCUUUAUAGCACUUUGAAAUACCUCAUGUUUAUGAAAAUAAAUAGCAGUUAAAUGA